Molecule: messenger RNA, 810 nt
Organism: Nerophis lumbriciformis (worm pipefish)
Lineage: Eukaryota; Metazoa; Chordata; Actinopteri; Syngnathiformes; Syngnathidae
Source: RefSeq, a predicted model, not a curated record
AUGUCAGCGCUUCGGUUCUGCGCCAACAUCAGCUGGCUGUUCACCGAACUUCCAGACUUCCCGCAGCGGAUGCGGGCGGCCGCCGCGGCCGGCUUCCGAGCAGUGGAGGCGGCUUGGCUCUACGACGCCGACCCGCAAGAGCUCCGGAGGGCCAAGGAAGACACCGGCCUGGAGGUCGUUCUCAUCAACACGCCGCCCGGUGACGUCACAGCCGGGGAACUCGGUUUGGCGGCGGUACCGGGAAGAGAAGAAGACUUUCAACGUGGACUGCAGCAGGCCAUCGAAUACGCGCGAAUACUUGAUUGCAAAAGGAUCCACUUGAUGGCCGGCCGCGUUCCGUCCAAUGGUGCGGCGCUCGGCGAGAUGGAGUCCGUGUUCGUGCGGAACCUAGGCCACGCCGCCGAACUGCUGGCCAAGGAAGGAAUGACCGGCCUGAUCGAACCCAUCAACACGCGGCUGACGGACCCUCGCUACUUUCUGUCGUCACCUCACCACGCGGCGGACAUCUUGAAGAAAGUGGCCAAGGAAAACAUCAAACUACAAAUGGAUGUUUUCCACUGGCAAAUUAUGGACGGAAACUUGACGCAAAAUAUGCAGCGAUAUUUGCCACUGCUUGGUCACGUUCAGGUGGCUCAAGUUCCCGACCGAAACGAACCUGACAGCGACGGCGAGGUCAACUACCGUUACGUCUUCUCCACGCUGGAGAGGCUGGGCUACCGCGGCUACGUCGGUUGCGAGUACAAGCCGCGAGGAAACACGCGAGAAGGUUUGGGCUGGCUUGAAGAUUACUGGACGCCAAGCAGCAAGUGA